AUGCUGCAGCUGUGGACGUUGUACGGUCUCUGGCGCUUGAACGCCAACUUGGGCGAGUUUCGCAUGGACGAUCACUUGUCGAGCGCCCAAGGAGCGUGGGUCCAGGACGAGCUGCUGGCCCUUUUGGCCGUCGUGCGGCCGAAUGCGAUCGCGCUCGUGGACGGGUUUGGCAUGUCGGACUUUGAACUGAACUCGACGAUCGGGCGGUACGACGGGGACAUUUACCGUGCGUUGAUUGCCCGGGCGGCGACCGAGCCGCUCAACCAGACCGACGUCGUGCCAGGCUACCACCAAUUCCUCCAACCCUUGCUUACGGCAAAACUCUGA
Molecule: messenger RNA, 327 nt
Organism: Aphanomyces invadans
Lineage: Eukaryota; Oomycota; Saprolegniomycetes; Saprolegniales; Verrucalvaceae
Exons: 1
Coding region: 1-327 (108 amino acids)
Biological process (GO): lipid homeostasis; fatty acid beta-oxidation using acyl-CoA oxidase
Cellular component (GO): peroxisome
Molecular function (GO): acyl-CoA oxidase activity; FAD binding; fatty acid binding
Source: RefSeq, a predicted model, not a curated record